AUGGAGUCCGAUCUUAUUGCCAACACGUCGGCGGAAGAUCUUUGCAGUUCACAGCCAGACUGUGAAAAAGUUUCAGUUAAAGGCCAGGAAGGUUUGUCAUCCACGGAGCAGGGGACGGGAUAUAGGUCAAGUUCAAGUGAGGAUAUCGCAUUACAAAGAGAUGACGGCUCCUAUUACACCAAAUGGACAGUUUUCAUUGCCCUUGCUGUUCCAAAAGCUGCAGCUCCUAAAAAGCCAAAAAAAUGCACAUCUGCCUUUGAGGUGAAAGGCCACAAAGCUCAGAGCUGCUAUCAUAUUGAAUACAAGCUGUUGCCAGGGGACACAGAGACAACCAAAGUGGACCUAUUAGUGUUUGGUCCAGGAGCAAAAAUGUACAAAGAUAAUGAGACCAAGGCGACAACAAGUUUUCAAAAACACAAUGUUGAUGCUUGUGACCUUGGGGAGAUGGGAAACAUUGGCACCAUAUCAGUUGAAGUCAGUCCCAUUGGAUUACUGGCAGGUGAGACCUCAGUGACUGAACGCUUCCAAGUUUGCUCAUCUGGGGUAUUUGAGGUCAUAUGCGACAUCUGCCUGGAAAGACCUCUUUUAUCCAACCAACUAAUAGCUGAACUUAAUCCACUGGUCAUCCGCAUUUUGUCAGCCACCUCAAUGCCUUCAUCCCCGGUCCCUCUCCAUGUCCUACAGGAAAAGUGCAUGCCUGUCUAUUGCCAGUACAAGUUCCAUAACUUGAGCAUGCACAGAACAAACUAUUACGAGCAUGGCACCAACAUCUACUUUAGAGAUGUGAAUGUGAUCCUGACUGGCUCGAUGAAUCCACAAGAGGUCCAAGACUUUUUGGAUAAUCCGUCUCUGCAGAUAGAGGUUCGUGAUCGUGACAGGAAGGUGGAGGAACAAAAAACUCCAUCAACGUGUGACACAAGGUCAGAGAAUGACAUGCAGAGCAAUGCAUCAACAUUUGAUCCUAAAAUGAACACCUAUGGUAUCGCAAACCUAAACCUGUCUGAGUUGCUACUUGGGAAGAAAAGUCUAAAGGUGGACUUACCAAUCAAAUGUGGCCCUCAGCCUCUAAAGCUGGACAGACAGAGAAGUGGAUGGAACAGCAAGAUGACAGAUCCAGCUGCCAGCAGGGAUCCCAUGCCACAGCCUCCAUACUAUGAUUUAGAUUCUCAACUCAAGGUCAAAGUUGAGAUGGCUUGCCCACUGACGACAGAUGAUGGCAGGGAGUUCUACAAUGGUCCAUUUGGCCGUAUUGUCUACCUCAUUGAUUACAACAACUUCUCAGUUAUUACCAAGCUGAGAUCAGAGAUCCUCAGAAUCAAUGCAUCAGCCUUGCAGCUGGACUCACCCUCAUUGGAAAGUAGAGAGAGAGCUCUAUCAAAUAAGGAAGGCCCAAUGAAUUCCAAGCACGAUGAGAGCAUGGAUCUGGAUUUUGUUACAGGAUUUCAUGUGCAAGAUAAGAGGAAACACAUCUUUGUUCUUGAAGGGCUGAAACAUAAAGCAGUGAGGAGACUUUGGGAGGCUGUUCCUAUGAAGUUAAGUGGGACCGAGGCGGAACAGGUGAUCGUCCUCUACAAUUCAAACCUGGGUUUCUUCAAGUGCAUCUAUGGCUCAUUAGAUGUGAGUUUGAGUCCCAUCCAUCUACGUGAUUCACUGCAGAGCAUCAUGAGACAGCCUCGGAUCUACAUUAGGGGAAAGGUACCCCAACCCUGCUUCCAGGCUUUGUCAAGGUUAAGCCAGCUGUGUCAAGUAAGGCAACUCAAAGACGCGGUGCAGUACGACCUCUUCCCCUCAGCUGACAUGAUUGUCAGCAUGAGCAGGGAAUAUGGCACAUCUGCUGAGCAGUGGGAGCAGAAAGCCAUUGCAAACACUAUGAUGGACCUGCCCACUCACCCUGUCAGGAUGAAAAGACAUGCGGCGCUCGACACCGACAACACAGAAUAUAUCAGAUGGAAACACAACAGGCAACAGACGUCAGCCCAGCACUUCAGGGACUACGUCCAGGAAAAUAUUCAAAAUAUGCAAGACCAAAGUGAGCUGUUGCAGAAGCCAGAGGCUGCUGCAUUAAGGUUGGAUCAGGCUGCAACCAUGCCAGUACACAACUACAGCAUCCAGACCUUGAAUUCAAAUGUACAAACCAGGGAGCUGCUCUGCAGAGAGAUGGCUAAGGUGCCGGGCCGAAGGUUCACCUAUAGUCAAGAGUAUCUCAGUGCUAUCGUGGAGCCUGGAGACAUGGCUCCUAAAAAGGACUCUGGCUCUACUGCUGCCUCUACAGCCUGGUUUGGAAAUCUGAGCAGUGACAGGUCCAGGGUGCACCCCAGACACCCAGAUGAGGCUCGUUUGGAUGAGCUGAGGAAGCCAUGGAGAGAGAACAUCCUUCAUGCCAACACACUGAAGCCCACACUUUCACGGGACAGAUGGGUGUGGAGUCAGCACCAUGAGGACUUUCAGCUCUACAGCAAACCUCCAGCAGUGGUGCCUCUAGAAAGGUUUCAUAGGGGUGGCCACACCAAAACCAAAAGCCUUAACUGA
Hippoglossus stenolepis (Pacific halibut) is the source of this 2529-nucleotide messenger RNA. It is a transcript of the gene cfap92, whose product is annotated as cilia and flagella associated protein 92 (putative). The record is from RefSeq and is a predicted model, not a curated record. The transcript is spliced from 10 exons. Bases 1 to 2529 code for a protein of 842 amino acids. Lineage: Eukaryota; Metazoa; Chordata; Actinopteri; Pleuronectiformes; Pleuronectidae.